CACAGUAGGUAGCUUCAUGUAGGAUUCCUCAUCGAAAAAAGAAAAAUAAGCCUGAAAACGCAGCUUAAGGUGCAAGUAAGGAGAAGUAAGUAAAAUAAUAGCAUUCGAACCACGUAUCUCAACUAGUUAUCGCCACUUUGGCUCUCAUCAAUCCCUUUCCCACACCUAUGCAAUGUAGGUACAUAUUCGACCGGUCUAUACGUAACAUACAUUCCCACCACAACCAAAACCCACAGUCCUACAUACGUCAGAUCAAUACCCUCCUAACGCAAGCCCAUUACAUACGCAGGAUCCGGCUCUCCUAACUCAAUCCACAAACCCCCCCAUGUUAUUCCUCAUCCUGCCCCUAAAAAUGCGCCUUGGCUUGAUAUUCCCUUCCAGUCACACAUCUGAUCCCAGGAAGUGAGUGGUUGUUGUCUCAAUGCAAUGCACCAUGCAAUGUGCGUACAAUCAUACCUACAGCCAGCCAGCCAGCCAGCUUGCGGCUGACCAACCAAUCCCAGCCUUUUGUUCCAGGAAUCCUUCCAUUGUGCAGGAAAUUGUCCAAGACAUGUCUUCAUGUUCGUUGGAAUAAGCCCAAGGAGGGAACCAAUAUCGGUUCAGAGAUCUCUUUCAUGAGGUUUAUGAGGGAACAAUGACGCGGCUCUGCGGUCAGUUUCAACCGCCUACUGGAGUUGCUUGUCCAGAAGCAGAAAGAUCUCGGGCGGUGUAGCCUCCUCGUAUUUACUCUCAGAGCUAAAAAAAGCUGAUCAAAUAUCAACGUGAGAGAUCAAACCUUCGGCGAGCGGAUACGGUGAUAUUUUGAAGACAUCCUGGGCUCCACCACCCGGGAAGUAUAACCCAGUUUGUGUCAAGUCCAUUGAGGCUUAAGAUGAAAGUGCUGCUGCUGUGGUUCUCUGCGAGGUGAUAUGAGGCUGGUAUCCCGCCGGGCGCUGACCAGCUAAUGUAGGAACGGCUGCCCGUAAUCCAGUAAUACGAAUGCUAUUGACAACAUGCAUCCACGCCCGGCAUAAGUACCCAAACAAAAGCCAAGGACCAAGAAAAGGCAUAUCGUGAACAUUAAUACCAUGGAUCAAACAGAAGAUCGGCCGUAAAUGAACACCGAGAUACAAGCUCUAGACCGAAGCACUGAUCAGAGGUUUGAGGACAAGGCGAGCUUCAUUGCAACCUAUCGCCGGAUCAACAGACAGCCUCAAACGCUAAGUCGAUGUGGACGAUAACCUAUGCGAUGAAACGAGAAGAUCACCUCGAUGCACCCACAAGCCAUGGGCCAAGAGCAUGGUUUGAGCCACGAGAACCGGGUGUGGCAAUCUUUCCGAAGAACCAGGGAGACGGAUCAGCAGAUCGCAUUUCGUGCAGAAACUAAAAGAGACAUCCGGGAGAUUCUGCCGCCGGGCGGCACCUGACGAUGAUACACAAUUACCGCAGUGUCGUUUAUCGGUUGAGCUACUGCGAAGCUGAUAGGGCUGCAGACAAUCCGUGACACUGGGCACCGUGAAUGAGAGCAAGGGUGACAUAGCGCCUGGCAUGAUGGCGCUGAAAUGGGCACCCUCCGACCCGGAAUCAUAUGGACUAAUUCAAAUGAAACACAAUGUGUGUUUCUGGAGGAGGUAGAAUACCGAGGAAAAACUCCUCAAGGGCAAGUGUGUGGUGGUUUUGGUGUGAGACGAGGCGAGAAAAAAGUGAGGCGGACGAGGUCAAGCUCUGGGCAACCAGUAGAAUGGCACCUUGGAGAUUCCGUACAUGCAAUACUGUGCCUUUCACGAGCCUAUAGAAGGAUGUCCCUGAAUGGCUAGAACCAAGAAGAACAGUAGGAUGGAAGCGGUACUGUACUUAGUGACAUUCUUCUCAAGCCUCCUCGACCGUAACCGUGCUUCAACUGACCACCUCAGCCAAGGACCUUGGUUCAACACAAGCAUAUAAAGACACCAGAGUCCCCGUUGCUUUGACAAUGACGAUGACAGGGAGCUCAGUACCUUUUCCCAACAUUAUCAUUAUUUACCGUCGCCCAAGAUGUCGUCUUCGCCGCCUGAAUCGAUGAACAGAUACUGGAUUCCCAAUCUGGAUAUCCACAAAAAGGUCAUCACUCAGGAGCUUCAGUAUUACCUCGGACCCGACGCGAGCGUGAGGCCUUUUACUCGAGAGGGUGAAGAUGGCUUCUUGAUCACCACACCAGGACCUUGCCUGUCAGAUGAGCAAAUAGACGACAUAUGCGUCAAGUCAAAGCAGCUGUGGGAGAAACAGGCAGCAGCGCGAGCAGCCGGCAGUUCGAGCAAAUCCCUCAAGCGACCUCUUCACGCACCUGUAUCACUCGGGAAGUCGGGCGGCACCAGUGAAUCGUCCAGUAGACGGAGAAAGCCCAGAAGCCAUCGGGAUGACAGACGAUGAGAGUUUGGGGGAUACCCACUAUCGGGCACGAGGUAGCUUGGUUCAGAUCGUUUCGGAUGCCUGAUGAGGGGACAGUAGCAGAGGGAUCAAUGUGGAACGUGGGGAAGCAAGCCACGAGGGGCGAAUGGUGAAGCAGAGUGACUGAAGUUGGCGGUUUGAGGUGCAUGUGCCAUAUCGAUUGUUGUGUUAUGGUGGUUGUAGAGUAUUUGGUCGACCAGCAAUAUCGUGCCAUCUGGCAAUGGAACGGCGUUUUCCUAUCUUCGGCGGAUGACUGCAGUGCAUGAUGCGCGUCGGAUUCUGCAACCGAGAGAGCUAGCCCAAAUUCGAAAGCCUCCACACGUUCCAAUUGGAA
This is a messenger RNA of Podospora pseudopauciseta, 2740 nucleotides long. RefSeq lists its product as uncharacterized. The record is from RefSeq and is a predicted model, not a curated record. The transcript has 3 exons. Bases 2014 to 2388 code for a protein of 124 amino acids. NCBI's taxonomy places the organism in Eukaryota, Fungi, Ascomycota, Sordariomycetes, Sordariales, Podosporaceae.